Messenger RNA from Diospyros lotus (date-plum), 880 nucleotides. Its product is annotated as heat shock 22 kDa protein, mitochondrial-like. The transcript is spliced from 2 exons. The record is from RefSeq and is a predicted model, not a curated record. The coding region runs from base 74 to 715 and encodes 213 amino acids. Lineage: Eukaryota; Viridiplantae; Streptophyta; Magnoliopsida; Ericales; Ebenaceae.
AGCCUAACCGCGUCACCGGACUACCGCUUGUCCUGCACUUGUCCAAGCCCCCUCUUUCUCCGGAGGAAAAGAAAUGGUUUCAGCCUCACUAUUUGCUCUCAGAAGAGCCGCGGCGGCCAAGCCUCUCUUCUUCAACCGCCUACGCUCUGCGUCCGCGCUGCUCAACUCACCCGGUGGUGCUCGUUCCUUCGCUACCGACACUCAGCUCACAAGGCACGACGACUACGACGACGGCGGAGUAGACGUUGAUCGCCGUUCCGUCUCUCGCCGCCGCGACUCUAUUCCCUCCUUGUUCUCAGGUAUUGCAGAUGCGUUCGAUCCAUUCUCGCCGACAAGGAGCCUGAGCCAGGUGCUGAACCUAGUGGACCAACUCAUGGAUUCUCCUUUAAGAGGAAUGAGCGGCGGACCGAGGAGAGGAUGGGACGUGAAGGAAGAAGAUGACGCUCUGUAUCUGCGAGUGGACAUGCCCGGCCUCGGCAAGGAAAAUGUGAAGGUCUCCGUCGAGCAGAACACUCUGAUCAUCAAAGGUGAAGGCGAGAAGGAAUCGGAGGCCGAGGAGUUCGGGCCAAGAUACUCUAGCAGACUCGAUCUCCCUCCUGAUCUCUACCAGAUCGACCAAAUCAAAGCCGAGAUGAAGAACGGCGUCCUCAAGGUUGUUGUUCCCAAGGUGAGGGAGGGUGAGAGGAAGGACGCCAUUCAGGUCAAGGUGGAUUGAAAAUUCCCCGUGUCGUUAGAAUCUAUUACGGAAUUCAGCCCUGUUUUGUAGUGUUCAUUGGGAGAAACAGUAUACUGUUAUGUUACUCAGGUUUGUAGUUGUGGAAUGAUGAAUAAAAUGUACCGACUAGUGAAAGCUUUGAUGAAUAUUAACCAUUGAAAGAAA